AAAAGAGUUGAGCGACGCGCCGCUGUGUGACUGAGGGUGUCCGGUUUCCUCGGUCUGAGGGAUUGCGAUGCCCUCUGACUUUAUCUCCCUUUUCAGCGGGGACCUCGACCUGAAUUCUCCCAGAUCCCUGUACUCUAAAGAGUCGGUAUAUGACCUUCUUCCCCAAGAGCUACAGUUGCCUUCCUCCACUCAACAGAACCCAAAAGUCAUGAGUCAAACGAGCGGCGGAGAGGCAGGGCCUCUCCCUUCAGCUUCUCUAGCAUCAGAUGCCAUGUCCUCUUCUAUGACCAUGGAAGGCCCCCGCAGUGCUUUUUCCACCUCUUCCAGCUCCACCAUGCAUUCCAGUGCUUUAGUCGGUGACCAGAAUCCAGCUCACGGCAGCAAUGUCGAUUCAGAGGACCCCAGGAGUAGCCGAGUGGUGCCAGAGGUCGUCGCAGCAGAAAGUGGGAACGGUAGCAGUGGCGGCGGCGGGAGCGGCAGGGGCAGCAGUGAGCAUGGAGGAGGACGAGGUGCAACAUCCCAGGAAGCCCAGCAGCAUCACCAGAUGACCCCAUCGAAGCGCCGUACCAUACUGAACAUCUCUCCACCUCCGCAAGACCUGUUGGACGAUAGUCGCAUGUCCUGCCAGGAUGAGGCAUCCCUGGACUCGGAGCAGAGCAACAGCAUCUGGAUGGACGACUCUCUGUCCAACUUCAGUGUCAUGAGCAGUGUCUCUUACAAUGACAACACAGAGGUGCCACGAAAGUCCCGCAAGCGAACCCCUCGCCAAAGGCCCGGUCCAAAGACUGCCCCUGCACAGGAAGCCAGCAUGGAUGUGUUUGAUGCAGACAGUGCCAAAGGUCCGCAUUUUGUCCUCUCACAGCUUGGCCCUGACAGCAAGACAGGAGCUAAAGGAAGCUCUGAUGAUCCUCAGACAACGAAUCAGAAAGGAGGAACUCUUUCCAUGCAAUUCCCACAAAAAAGCGAGGGGAAGGAACUGAAGAUCGUUGUCCAGCCGGAGACUCAGCAUCGAGCUCGCUAUCUGACUGAAGGCAGCAGAGGGUCAGUGAAGGACCGGACUCAGCAGAGCUUCCCUACUAUUAAGCUGGAGGGUGUGAAUGAGCCAGUGGUUUUGCAGGUGUUUGUAGGAAAUGACGCUGGCCGUGUGAAGCCUCAUGGAUUCUACCAGGCUUGCAGGGUCACCGGUCGGAACACCACGGCCUGCAAGGAGGUCGACAUCGACGGCACAACUGUCAUCGAGGUGGCCCUUGACCCAAGCAGCAACAUGACACUAGCGGUGGACUGCGUUGGGAUCUUGAAGCUCCGUAACGCUGAUGUCGAGGCUCGUAUUGGUGUCGCUGGUUCCAAGAAGAAGAGCACUCGAGCUCGGCUGGUGUUUCGGGUUAACAUCCCCCGUCCAGAUGGAUCAGUGCUCACACUACAGACUCCCUCAUCUCCAAUCCUGUGCACCCAGCCUGCAGGGGUGCCUGAAAUCCUGAAGAAGUCACUGCACAGCUGUUCAGUGAGGGGAGGCGAGGAGGUCUUCAUCAUUGGCAAAAACUUCCUCAAAGACACCAAAGUCGUAUUUCAUGAAAAUGUUUCUGAUGAGAAAUCGUGGAAGGCAGAGGCUGAAAUUGAUAUGGAGCUGUUCCACCAGAAUCACUUGAUAGUGAAGGUUCCUCCGUACCAGAACCCAGCCGUCACGUCUUCAGUGUGUGUGGGAAUCUACGUGGUGACAAACGCUGGGAGAUCUCAUGAUGUUCAGCCGUUCACCUACACUCCAGAUCCAGCAAAAAAUGAAGUUCCUGUGAAGAAAGAGGCACCUUCUCCGGUGAAGACUUGCUCUUUUGAUGAGCAAAUUAAAGUUCUAGAUGGUGCCUUGAUGUCUUCAAUGUUGCCUUUGGUGAAGAGAGAAGAUGUCACUCCAAUGGAGGUGACAAGCAACCUCCAAUCUUCUGGAGUAUUUAAGACUGGUGACUUGUGUCCAGCCCAGCAGAACUCGGACAUGACGGCAGGACAUCUAAAUAAAAGCAGAGCAUUCCCCAGCAACCUGGCUCAACCUGCAGCCGAUCCUGAUAAAGUCCAGAGUCCCGUUUUUACCAACACUGAGCCCUUAAGCACCAUCCAGAAGCAGGACAUUGCUACCAGCAGCUCGUUCUCUGUGCCUGCAGACUCUCUGCUUCAGCAAAGCUCACAGCAGUUUCUUCUGGAGCCCAGAGAUGGCCUGAGGCAGGAGAGGCCAGGCAACACUUCUGGAGCUGUGUCGAGGUUGUGCGGGGAACCUGCAUCUCAACAGCAGCAGCUCCCGAUGUUCCCUCCAGACGAAGUAGCCCAGCUGGAGGAAGCUGUGAGACAACUUAAAGCCAAAGGGUUCUGUAACCUACCGCUUCAGUCUGACAACUCUAUUACCAAACAGCAGCAGCAGCAUAUCCAGCACCAGCAACAGAUCCAAAAACAGCAAAUCCAACAGCAACAACAGCAACAAAUCCAGCAACAGCAGUUUCAACAGCAGCAACAGCAGCAGGUUUUGGAGAAUUUACAGCAGCAGCUGUUUCAGUCACAGAUUCAGAUGCAGUGCAGCAUGUUUCAAGAUGCUUCCCAGGGCAAGAAUGCUGAACAUCAGGGCUCAUCACAAGGGGUGGUGCCAAAUCAGGGGUCUCUUUUCCAGCCGACCCAACAGCGACAGCAGCAGCAGCAACAAGCAGCGCUUUUUCAACAGGCUAAUGACCUUCUUUCUAUUCAGACCAACUUCCUCCAGCAGCCAGCCUCUCACCCUUCACCACCCAUGUUCCAUAAUCCCAGCUCGUUGGCUGAAACACAAGAUCCACAGGGAGCUCUCUUUCAGAAACCCUCCCAAGAGCAGGUCCAGGCUGGGCUCUUCCAAAACACCAUGACAGUGCUUCAGUCUCCAGAGCAACAGCCUUCAACCCCUGGACUUUUCCUCCCCCAGACCCCACUGCCCUCUCAGCUUUCAACCAGUGGCUCUCAACAGCAGCAGCAGCAGCAACAGCAGCUGGCCUUCCUCGGUGCUCUGCAAUCUUCUUCCCCUGAACCACAAUCAGUAUUUCAGACCCAGACCCAGAUCUCCCCCAUCCAGCAGAGAAGCCCUCUGGAACAGCAGCAGCCCUCCCAGCCUCAGCCCCACCCACAGCCAGCCCAGCCGGCUUCCAUGUUUCAGACCAUCUCCCCACAUCCAUCUGCAAACACACUCUCUCCAGGCCAGCAGCAGCAACAGCAGGCCGGCCUCCUCUUUUGCAGCAAUGCCAUGUCCACACCAGAGCAGGCCUCCAGCCUCCUGUUCAACAGCCAGGGCCAGAUGCCUCCCCUGACCAGCAGCAGUUUAGUUUCUCAAGAGCCCCAAAACCCCUCUAUGCUCUUUUCCCAAGCCAGCAUGGUGACAGUGGACCAGCAGGAUCGCUCUGAGCCCAUGGCCUUAGGAAACCCCACUGAUCCACGACAACAAGUCUUGUUUCAGGAGCAACAGCCGAUGCAGCUCGGUAACAGCAGCAGCACCCGGCAGGAACAGCCUGUGGGCCUGUUCAUGCCUCAGUCCAAUAUGGCCUCUCUGCAAGGGGGACUGGCUGCUCAGGAGCUCGCACAGUCAGCCAUGUUUGCCUCUCAAAAUGGUGUGGCAAACCUCCAGACAACCACCUCCUCCCCUGUUCAACAGCCGGGAACUCUGUUUCAAACCGCUGUGAGUGGGAGCAUCAAUCAGCCCAGCCGGCCUCAAGAACCAGGCCUGUUCCUCUUCACUAUUCAGAACGAAUGCGGCCAGUUGAUGAACACUCCUGGAAACACGCUGUCAGAUCAGAUUAUAGCAAUCAGCCAGUCUGGUCAGAACCAAAGAGAGAGUGACGCACACAUCCAGUCCCUGCUCAGCCAGUCGCUGUCUCAGUCUGGAUCUGUGCAGAGCAGCAUGUCGGCCUCUCAGAACAUGGAGAAGAUUGAUGACCUGCUGGUCAGCCUGCAGGAGUCGGGCAGCAAUUUAACUCGCUCAUACUAACCUUCUUACGGCGCAGUGUAUGUUUUUCACUGCUAAAAUCUGGAAUAGUUGUACAAUGUAGACAAAAAUGGUCCAAAUAUUAUCUGUUAAAAAUGACAUGCAGGUAAACAUUUGUGAAUAAGCCCUGCAUUAUGUGCUCAUAUCUGGUCACUCAAUGUUUUUGGCCUUGUUGAGCGAGUCUCAUUAUAAAAAAGAAAUGGCAAAAUAGAUGACCUAAAUAGCUGUGAACAUGAAGACAAACUAGGAUAACUUCAUACCCAGAUAAUUUCAGCAUGACUUUGUUUUGGAAUUUCUUGACUAGCCAGUUGGGCAAGAAAAGUGACCUACUUACAUAAUGACUGACUGAUUCCCUGUUGGUAAAGCUUAUGUGAAAACAGAGGUAAAACAGAUUCCAGGCGAGAGCAAUGUGAGAAACGUCGUCUUUACUCUCUAAUGGGAGAAGUGUAAUUUGGCUCUUGUCUUCAGCUUUCUGUCUGGAGAGAAAAUGACUAAUCAGGCUCGGAAUUCAUUGAACUGUUGUUUUUAUCUGUUAGUAGGUUAUCAGCAGCACCUUCCGGUUCUUGUGUUGUUUUCUAAAAUGUUCUCCAAAGUGUUUAGUGGUUUCCAUGAAUAGUGUUCCCUUUAAUACUUUAUUUUGUUCUUUUGUUCCAUUGAGGGUGGAGUGUAUGCGAUGGCAAGAAGGUUUUUGACAAAGUGUGGCAUGUAUGGAUGAAUACAUAGAAGAUUUUGAAUCAGAAUCAGAAUCACUUUAUUGAAUUGAAUAUUGAAUUGAAGGUAGCCGCUGUAGACGUGGUGUGAAAUUAUUUUCACCAGGCAGUGCAGAAAGGGUUAGAGAAGUAGAGAGGAAGCAGAGAAGUGAGAAGUGGAAGGAGUAUAGAAAUGAAUAGAAGAGUGAAGGUCGAUCAUGUGUAUGGGUGCUCAUAAUUUCAGUGUUGUAGCAGCUAGCUUGGACCUGACAAUAUGAAUAAUUUCACUCUAGGUGCCUCUGAUGGACCUUGAAGUGACUUUGGUGUCAUUGAUGACAUGAUAUAAAAGCUCAGAUGCUCAUUAGGCAUACUAUACAUUAUUUACAUAUCUAAAGUAACAUUUUCCUAAAGCCUGGAUAAAUUAGUCUCAUUUAAGUCGCUUUAUCACAAUCAUACCUAUAAAAUAAAAAUCAUAUUUUGGUCAGUGCAGUGAAGAGACUCACCUUCAGCUGGGAAAGUAAUCUUUCAUUAUUCAGUACAUUUACUGUUUCCACCACAGUCUACUGACAAGACUCUGUAGUGUGGGUAAUCAAAUGUGUUCAGACUAACAUAUUUUAUUACAUUGCAAACUGUGGUGGUAGAGAUAAAAACGAACCCUGACAGACAGACAGACUUACUUCCAUGUACAAUCAGCACUUUAAGAUGCUGUUCUUUGUGACCACUUUUCUCAUCGAGGGUACAACAGUCCCACAAGAGGCCGUUCUUUUUUCUGCCGCCUCUCCCUCAUUGUUUACAGUGAAGAUAUUGCGGUGCAUCCUAAUGCCAGUCAUGUUACAACUUUCACUACUCAUUCCCAAAAACCAAAUGAGGAAGAAUGCGGAUCAAGACAUUUUCAUUCAAUCAGUGUAAUUUCAGUUGACGUGUAACUCUUAUUUAAAUACAUGCAUCUAGAGUAGAGAGAGUAGAAUGUAAUAUAUUGUUAUUUUCGUCAUGAGAGUUAGAUCAUUAUGUGUUUUUAGUGUCAUUUUUAUGGCCUCUUUCUGCGUCAGGCACGCAUGAACUGGAAUAGUAUUCUUAAACCAGCUAGAAAAGAGCCUUUUCACCAGUUUUAUAAAUGUGAUGGAUUUAGUGAAUGUCAAGAAGAAGCAACAGUUCAGCGGCUGUAGCUGCACAUCUCAUCCAGGUUAUGGUAUUAACAGGCAGGAGUAGAGCCCAUUCUACGUGUUUUCUUGUAAAUGCAAACUGUACAAUUUUUUUACAGACUUAUUGUCCUCGUCUGUAGAUGGCCAGUGGCCUCAGGACCAAAGUUUGACUCGAAUCUUGCUUUGCAUAAAUCCUGAUGACAGGCCAGUUUUAUGGCUCGUGAACUUUUCUUUCUUUUUAGUGACGUGCAGCUUUAGGAUGAGUAUAGACAGAGAUUAUUUUUUGUCUCCUCAAUAUGCAGAUUUCAUUGUUAGGCAUCCUGCUGCCUCGUUUUCCUUUGUGUUUUGUGUUGUAUUGGGAAAAAAAAAAACAAGAAAAAAACACGUUUGUGUCAUAUCUAGGUUCACUGUAAGUGUCUGCACGAACAAGGGGCUGGUCUCUGACGGUGACAAAAUUAGCUCUGUUUUAUGCCUCGUUGUUGUCUUGUUUUUCUGUGUACAGUUUGUUAUAAAUACAUUAACACCGUUACAUUUUAUACACAUCAAAAUCUGAAUUAGCUGUUGUUUUAUGAUGGAGAUUAUGUAAACUUGACUAAUGUGAUUUGUGGAACUACGGUGUGCCGGUUUGAGCAGUCUGAGUGGUUUUAAAGGGACCCUACUCCUGAAGGAAACCUGACUUUGGAGAAAGGAGCUAUCUGAAAUUGGCUUUCUUCAACUUGUGAAAUAGAAGAACUAAUAUUUCCAUUGUUGAGUAUUUUUGAUUUUAUUUGCUUUUGUUUGUAGAAAGACGCUUACCUUUUUUUAUGUAGUACCUGUGCCUCUUUUCGGAGAAGCGAACCUAAUUUAUUUGUGUGUUGGUUGUUUUCAAAAUUAUUUCCCGUAAUCAUGGUUUUGUUUCUAACUGUACUGAUGGCAGCAAUGUGAUUUGGCCCUCACACCUUCUGAUACUUUAACUGGCACCUUGUGAUGUUGGUGGUGGUGCCUUUAAAUUUAUAGCGUGCUUCAGACACGAUAAAUGAAAUACAAAUUCUUGUGCACAGUUUCCCCUUUUGACGUAAUAGACCGUGUAGAUAUAAACGUUAAUGUGUAUAUCACAUGCUUUUUUGUGGCUUGUAUUUGGACUACCGGCCCUGUACUUCUUUUUGACCAAAUAGGUAACAGCAGCGCAACUGUUGGACCAACAAAUUUAAGUAUGUAGUACUCAAUGUGCUUAUAUGGUGGCUGGAAAAGUUUUGCUUUUUCAUAAAGAAUGUUUUAAUACACAAAGUGGGGAGGUAAUUACUUUUUUGAAAUUACAGUUACCUCAUUCAUGUAUUUUUAACAUCCCUGGAGAUCAUAAAUAUAUGAAUUUGAUUAAAUAUAUAAUCAUCACUAAGUGUAUGGAAAAUAGGAAGAUUGUUUUGAGAUUUUCUAAUUUUUCUCAAGAUGCCACGAGCUCUUUCUCUAUUUAUGUUAAAACAAGAUGUGGUUUUCCUGUACCAUCACUAGUUAAUUUAUUAUCAGCAAAAUAAGUCACAGGUGUUCAGACAGUUAUGUUUUUUCCUAAAUGUCAUUUAAGACACUAAUAGAGAUUGUACAUGUGCCUUGAGGAGAUGCUGUCGUAGCAAUCAGAUGGAUGUUUUACCGUUGUUGCCUGUUAAACAUCUGGCUGGCCCGCCCAGUGAUGAUUAGCCCUCGUUAACUAGAAUAUUUUAAGCCAUAACACUUUAAGUGUGCUUUAAAUGCUCGACAACAGUGACCAGAUUAAUGUGGUUGUGGUGGAUAAAUAUGUUGUGCAAUUUCUGUCAUGCAUCUAACUUGUUUGUACUGAAGUAUCCAUUGCAUUUAUGUUAUUCAACGUAGAUGCAGUCAUUUUUCUCUGAAACUGCUAUGCAGCUAAUAUACUUUAAAUGUAGAUCUAUUAGUUUUUGAAUAUAUAUUUUUCUAUAUAGCGUCUCCUGUUUUCAACAUAAAGGAGAAACCAAAAUAGAUGUUCUUUCUAUUAUUUAUGUUGCUUGUUAAAAUUUUCUGAUGCUUUGAGUGCUGCCUGAAACUGAUUUUAAUUCUUUUACUCAGUGAAAAUGCAAAUUUUUCCUCUCAACAACCAUCUGAGACAAGGGGUCAUUGAAUGUUUGUUCACUUCUAACAAAGUGAAUCAUUCCUCUAGUGGACAGCCGAAGAGGGAAAAUUUGCCUUUUUAUUUCUAACCAUGUGAACAAUCUCAAAUAAUCACCAUAAAAAAAACCAACUGUCUAUGUAUUUGACUUUUGUUGGGAUAUUUUUAUUCUCUUGCAAUUAAAUUUCUGUAAACUUGCUGCUGUCUAUAUUAAACAUACAUACUUUGAA
Molecule: messenger RNA, 8135 nt
Organism: Acanthochromis polyacanthus (spiny chromis)
Lineage: Eukaryota; Metazoa; Chordata; Actinopteri; Pomacentridae
Gene: nfat5b
Product: nuclear factor of activated T cells 5b
Exons: 13
Coding region: 68-3982 (1304 amino acids)
Biological process (GO): calcineurin-NFAT signaling cascade; cytokine production; regulation of transcription by RNA polymerase II
Cellular component (GO): transcription regulator complex
Molecular function (GO): transcription factor binding; DNA-binding transcription factor activity, RNA polymerase II-specific; RNA polymerase II cis-regulatory region sequence-specific DNA binding
Source: RefSeq, a predicted model, not a curated record